UUUUCUUGUGUUGUUUCUGUGUUUUCCGCGGGCAGCUGUGAGCGCCGCCCCAGUGUUUUGGCGUCGGAUAAACAUGACGGACUGAAGAACUGAAGGAUUGAACAGAACUGAAGACCCAGAGAGAGUUUGCAGCAUCAGACUGUCAGAGUUGAUGAUUCAGCAGGAGAAGCCGUUAGCGGGCAGUAUGCCGGUGGUUUGGCCCACGCUGCUCGACCUCAGCAGAGAUGAGUGCAAGCGAAUCCUGCGCAAACUGGAGCUGGAAGCGUACGCCGGUGUGAUCACUGCUCUGCGUGCUCAAGGAGAUCUCACCAAAGACAAGAAGGAUCUGCUGGGAGAACUCACUCGAGUGCUGAGCAUCUCGACGGAGCGUCAUCGAGCCGAGGUGCGCAGGGCUGUGAACGACGAGCGUCUGACCACCAUCGCGUAUCACAUGUCGGGGCCCAACAGCUCGUCCGAGUGGUCCAUCGAGGGCCGGCGGCUGGUUCCUCUCAUGCCCAGACUGGUUCCUCAGACGGCCUUCACUGUGAUGGCCAAUGCGAUGGCCAAUGCGACCGCGCACCAGAACGCCUCGCUGCUGCUGCCCGCAGACACCGCCAACAAAGAAGUGGUGGUGUGUUAUUCGUACACCAGCACCACCUCUACUCCACCCAGUGCAUCGGCUCCCAGCAGCUACAGCGCAGCAGCGGCCGUCAAAUCCCCUCGACCCGCCAGCCCUGCCUCCAACGUGGUGCUGCUGCCCAGCGGGAGUACAGUCUACGUCAAGAGCGUGAGCUGCUCCGAUGAGGACGAGAAACCUCGUAAGAGGCGGAGAACCUACUCGUCUAGCUCCUCCCCCGUACUGCUGAAGGAGGUGCCUAAAGUGGCCACGCCCAUUUCCAAAACCAUCACGGUCCCGGUGAGCGGCAGCCCCAAGAUGAGCAACCUGAUGCAGAGCAUCGCCAACUCUCUGCCGCCGCACAUGUCUCCGGUGAAGAUCACCUUCACCAAACCCUGCACCCAGACCACCAACAGCACCACGCAGAAGGUGAUAAUCGUGACCACGUCUCCCAGCUCUAACUUCGUGCCCAACAUCUUGUCCAAGUCACACAACUACGCGGCCGUGUCGAAGCUGGUCUCCAGCGCCGCGCUCUCCGUCUCCAGCCACAAACAGACCAUGGUGCUCUCAGCCGGCUCCAGCGCGGCCCCGGGGCCCAGUCCUGUCGCCGUGACGACCACUGUGUCCUCCACACCCUCAGUGGUGAUGUCCACCGUCACACAGGGCGGCUCCUCCGCGGCGGUGAAGCUGUCCUCCACUCGUCUGCCGUCUCCUAAGUCUCUGGUCAGCUCUCCGUCUCAGAUCCUGCAGAUCUCUAAAGCGCAGCAGCAGACGGCGUCUCCUAAAGCUCUGCAGACGUCUCUCUCGUCUCAUCAGAGCUCCAGCGCCGGAGCCAAACCCACCAUUCAGAUCAAACAGGAGUCUGGAGUGAAGAUCAUCACGCAGCAGAUGCAGCCCAGUAAGAUCUUACCCAAACCCUCCAGUGCCUCGCUGCCCAGCAGUAGCUCCGCCCCCAUCAUGGUGGUCAGCAGCAACGGUGCCAUCAUGACCACCAAACUAGUGUCCACCCCCACAGGCUCUCAGGCGGCGUACACGCGUCCCUCCGUCAGUCCUGCGCUCGCUGCUCGAGUGGCCACGUCUCCCGCCGGAGCCACGUACGUCAAGACCACCAGCGGCAGCAUCAUCACCGUCGUGCCCAAGUCUCUGGCCACGCUGGGGGGCAAGAUCCUCACCAGCAGCAUGGUGUCGGGAACCAGCACCAAGAUCACCACCAUCCCCAUGACCUCCAAACCCAACGUGAUCGUGGUGCAGAAGACCACCGGCAAGGGCACGACCAUCCAGGGUCUGCCGGGGAAGAACGUGGUGACCACGCUGCUGAACGCCGGGGGAGAGAAGACCCUGCAGGCCGUGCCCGGAGCCAAGCCUGCCAUCAUCACCGCGUCGCGGCCCAUCACCAAAAUGAUCGUGACGCAGCCCAAGAGCCUCGGCGCCGGUGUCCAGCCGUCCACCAAGAUCAUCCCCACCAAGAUCGUGUACGGCCAGCAGGGCAAAACACAGGUGUUGAUCAAGCCCAAGCCCAUGGCGUUCCAGACAGCGGUGGUCAGUGAACAGACGCGUCAGCUGGUCACCGAGACCCUGCAGCAGGUCACACGCAGCGCAGAAUCUGUCCAGGAGGGGGCGCACAAAGACGACUCGCCCUCGUAUACAGAGACGUCCGACAGCACUCACGACGCUCAUCCGGUGGUGCACCUCAUCACCUCCAGGGGGCAGGACUGGACGGAGCAGGAGGUGUCUGUGGAGGCCAGCCCCAGCAUCAUCUACCAGGACAUGAGCGGAGAGUCUCAGUCGGCCACGUCCACCAUCAAAGCCCUGCUGGAGCUGCAGCAGACCAGCGUGAAGGAGAAGAGCGACGCCAAACCUCGCCAGAACACGAUCGACCUGAGUCAGAUGGCAGUGCCGAUCCCGGUGCCGGAGCGGAGACAGUCCCCGGAGCCGUCGGGUCAGAGCGCCGGAGACACGGACCCCGGGGCCCAACACCCCCCACCGGUAACAUCCCCAGCCCCUCAUUCAUCCAGCUCUUACAGCACAGCACUGACUCUCACAUACAAUCAUGUGACACUGAUUUACACUGCGGCGGUGUGUUGUGUGUGUGUGUGUGCGCAGGUGAAGCCGCUGCAGGAGCAGAUGGAGGAGGGCGAGUCGGAGGGAGACACUCUGGAUCCUCAGACGGGUUUGUUCUAUCGCUCGUCUCAGCCCAAACCUGCAGCCGAACCGUCAGACACGCCCACUUCCUCUAAGAGGGCGGAGCCUCUCACGGCCCGGGUCUCUGUGCAGAGAGUGUGUGUGUCUGCGUCUGCGUCUGCGCUGGUGUCCUCCACCCCUCCACACACACCGCAGCUGCCCAGACUGCAGCAGGCGCCCUCCUCACACAACCGACCCAAGACACACACGCAGCUGUCGCAGCCGCCGCCGCUGCAGGCGCAUCACCCCGUGGGCUCCAGCAAGACUCAGCUGCAGCAGCCCAUCAUCACGCAGGGAGCGUCCGUCACCAAGAUCACGUUCGGCGCUCAUCAGUGCCCCCCGGUGUCCAGCAGCGGCGAGGCGUCCGUCAAGCUCCAGCCGGAGUCCAGCUCCAGUCGACCCGCGCCAGAGAAGCCCUCCGACAUCCUGAAGAUCUCCAUGAUGGAGGCGGAGAUCGAGCCCAUGGUGGUGGACUCGUCCAGUGACUGCGGCCCGCUGACCAAGACCCCGAGCAGCUCUCCGCUCAUCAGCAGCUCCAAACAGACGCUCGCUCACGGAUCCUUCAGCCGCGUCAAGAGCAGCGACCUGGACAUCAUACAGGUGAUCCCGCAGUACUCCAUCAUGCCGGACUCCAGCCAAUCAAACGUGGUGGUGGAGCCCAGCGGCUUCCUGGAGAUCAGCGACUACACCAGCCAGCGUCUGGACGAGGAGGCCGCCAUGGAACAGGAAGUGGACAGCAGCAAUGACGAGGGGGCGGCGGCCAGCCCCAGGGCCGACCAAUCACAGUGAAGCGUGUGGAUUUGAUGUGUUCAGAGGAGAAACCCCUUCUGUUAGUGCUUCAUCACGUCUGUAUAGAGAAUCAUGCAGUGAGUUUGUGCAGUAGAGACAAACCUUACUCUGUGGACGGAACCUUAGUAAUGUUUGUGUUGAUUUAUACUUAAAGGGACAGUUCACCAAAAAAUAGUCAUUCUCUCUUCAUUUACUCCCUUCAAGUUGAUCAAACCUGCGCGAGUUUCUUUCUUCUGUUGAACACACACUUAAAAUGGUGAUAAACAAACAGCUGUUGGUAGCCAUUGAGUCAAUACUUGGGAAAAAUACUAUGCAAGUCAAUGGGUACCAGCAAAUAUUUGGUUACAAAUAUUUUUAAAAUAUAUCUGAAUUGUUGAAUACAUCAGAAGAUAUUUCUUAUGGCAAUAACAUUCAUUUUUGUAAAAAUAAAAAUAAAUCUGAUUAUAUAUACUUUGAAGGAUGAGUGUACCCAAACAGUUGACGGUAGCCAUUGACUCUUAUUGUAAGAAAAAAACCUCAAUGGGGACCAAAAAAUCUGAGUUGUUUAAAAAUGUAUACAAGAUAUAUUUGACAGGGCCCUGAAAUAUCAUUUCUGUUAAAAGUCUGAAGAGAUAUUCUGAAGGAUGUUAGUCUGGAAAUAAUAGGGAAAAAUACUAUGGAAGUCAAUGGCUACCAGCAAAUAUUUGUUUUCCAGCAUUCUUUAAAUAUAUCUGAAUUGUUGAAGACAACAGAAGCUGUUUUAUAUUAAAAAAAUAAUAAAGCACAUAAAUGUAUACUUUGAAGAAUAUAUGUAUGUAACCAAACAGUUGACGGCACCCACUGACUUUAAUAGUUAGGAAAAAAAUACUAUUGGAUGACAAAAUAUCUUCUGGCGUGUUUAACUAAUGAUACAAGAUAUUUCACAGGGAAUAUAAUUUCUGUUAAAAAUCUGAUCUAGAUAUUUUGAAUAUUAGUUGACGGUAGCCAUUGUAGGAAAACAUACAGUGGAAGUCAAUGGCUACCAGCAGCUGCUUGUUUACACACAUUCUUCACAAUAUUAACCUCGUGGUGAUUGAUGACAGAGUGAUGCACUGUCCCUUUAAUUUACACUUUAAAUUAGAGCUGAUGAUGAUGAUGAUGAUGAUGAUGAUGAGCGCUGCUUCAUCAGGACGUUUUGUGACUCCGCCUCCGCUUCUAUUCUGCUCUCUGAUUGGUGUAAAUAGUGUUUGUGCUCUCGCCCGUGUGUCUCGUUUGUGCUGGAUGCGUUUUAAUUCAUAAACUUUACUUCAAAGCUC
Messenger RNA from Carassius auratus (goldfish), 4839 nucleotides. RefSeq names its product BRCA2-interacting transcriptional repressor EMSY-like. NCBI's taxonomy places the organism in Eukaryota, Metazoa, Chordata, Actinopteri, Cypriniformes, Cyprinidae. Gene Ontology annotation, biological process: regulation of DNA-templated transcription. The coding region runs from base 152 to 3565 and encodes 1137 amino acids. Gene Ontology annotation, cellular component: nucleoplasm. The record is from RefSeq and is a predicted model, not a curated record. The transcript is spliced from 21 exons.